Molecule: messenger RNA, 1005 nt
Organism: Dichomitus squalens LYAD-421 SS1
Lineage: Eukaryota; Fungi; Basidiomycota; Agaricomycetes; Polyporales; Polyporaceae
Exons: 7
Coding region: 1-1005 (334 amino acids)
Source: RefSeq, a predicted model, not a curated record
AUGCCCCCAUCAUAUUCCCUCUUGCAAUUGGCGGCGAGGCAUGCCGUAGCUGAGGGCUCCGACAAGGACAAGGCUAUCAAUCUCUACGCCAUUUCUGUUCAGGUCAAGACCCUUGCCGGUCUCAGUCUCCCCGACUCUCCUCAGCACAUCGACAAGUUCCCGACCAACUUCCACUACUCGGCCAAGGCCGGCGUUCUCGUGUUCUCGGGCUACGUGCACAACGACGGCGACUUGAAGAAGGCGAAGGAGAACGACGAAGCUUGGGAGAACCGGGAGAACCGAGGUGAUACUGCGUUCGUCUACGACGAGACAUUCGAGCGACACUGGGAUACCUGGGGCGCAGACGGGAAGUGGGCUCUGGGUAGCGACUUUGUGAACCUGUUGAAGAACACCAACCACCAUGCUCCUGUGGAGCCGUUCGGAGGCACCGACGACUUUGACGUGUCCGAUAGUCAUGUCAUCUAUACUGCCAAGGAUCCUCAGCAUCCGAAGGCCUGGCACAAUAAACAAAACGCAAGUCCUAGCAUAUGGAUUUGGAAACAUGGAGCGACUCACAGCCCUGUCUUUAACACGGCUGGGAACAAGGCCGCCUGGACGCAGCUGGACCGUGAUUGCCACGAGAGCGACCGUGCGAAGCUCGUGAUCUACGACCUGAAGAAGGACGUGCAGUACACGCUGGCCGGGCACUGGGACCGUUCCGUUGGCAGCAUCGCGUUCGCGCACGACGACAAGACCGUAUUCUUCACGGCCAACGAGCAUGCACGGGGCGAGAUCUUCUCCCUCCCUGUCCCUGAGACGCCGUCGAGCUCCUCGAGCGACCCCUCCUUCUCUGCAGAGUUCGCCACUGUCGGAUGGCCGGCUCGUGUUCACGCGCUCGUCGCUCACGGGAAGCCCGAGGUCGAGCAGAUCACGCGGUUUGCGGCGAGCGCGUUGAAGAGCAAAACCCUGGACGAUGGCAGCGACUUCUGGUUUGAGGGCGCUGAGGGGAAGAAGGUGCACGGGUAG